Molecule: messenger RNA, 3671 nt
Organism: Manis javanica (Malayan pangolin)
Lineage: Eukaryota; Metazoa; Chordata; Mammalia; Pholidota; Manidae
Gene: ARPIN
Product: actin related protein 2/3 complex inhibitor
Biological process (GO): negative regulation of actin nucleation
Source: RefSeq, a predicted model, not a curated record
AGGCCCGCAGCCCGGAAGCGCCCUCCCCGCCGGAGCGGCGGCCGCGGGAGGAUGAGCCGCAUCUACCAGGACGGCGGCCUCCGCAGCAGGCCGGUGCGCAGCGCGCGGCUGCCCGGGGCCUGGGACCCCGCCGCCCACCAGCGAACACCUGCACAUACAUGAUCUUAGGUCGUCAUCCUAGAAACAGCAGAGGCUCUUGUGACAGUGACGCCGCAGCAGGGCCGAGCUGGGUCUCCCGGCCUGACAUGGCUCCGCCUCACCCAGCCCUUGGGACCCCCAGGGGAACAGAGGCCCCAGGCAGGAGGCACAGAGAAAGGGCUGCCCAGGACCCGGCCUUCCAGGGACCCAGUGGGGGAAAUGGCGUCCUGCUGGAGGGAGAACUGGUGGAUGUUUCUCGGCACAGCAUCACGGAUGCCCACGGCAGGAAGGAGCGCUACCACGUGCUGUACAUUCGGCCUACUCGCAUCCAUCGCCGUCAGUUUGACCCCAGGGGAAACGAAAUCGAGCCCAACUUCAGCGCCACCAGGAGGGUGAACACAGGCUUCCUCAUGUCAUCCUACAAGGUGGAGGCCAAGGGGGACACGGACAGACUGACACCCGAGGCACUGAAGGGUCUGGUGAAUAAGCCAGAACUGCUUGCGCUGACGGGGAGCCUCACCCCUGACCAGACAGUGGCCUUCUGGAUGCCUGAGUCGGAGAUGGAGGCACUGGAGUUCGAGCUGGGGGCCGGGGUGCGGCUGAAAACACGAGGCGACGGCCCCUUCCUGGAUUCAUUAGCCAAACUUGAGGCUGGAGCAGUGACCAAGUGUAAUUUUGCUGGUGAUGGAAAGAUGGGGUCAUCCUGGACAGACAACAUCCUGGCCCAGAAGUCUUGCGAAGGGGCGGACGUGAAGACCCGAGAGCAGGGAGACGGGGCAGAGGACGAGGAGUGGGAUGACUGAGAUUGGUGGGCGAUGGGGAGCCUUCCAGCCCACCCACCACCGUUGAGAAUUUCUUCCAUCGACUUCCACUCUGGAGAUGGAGGGAGAAGUCUGCCAAUGCCCAGCCUUACCUGGUUCCCCCCUCCAGCCACCGUGGAGUACGCGUUGAACAAGCUCUGCUAAAAUCAAACCUGGACCGUGUUAGCAGUGGGGCCCCAUGCUGUGGCUCUGGAGGGUCUCUCCCUGGGUGGUGGGUGGAGGACAAGGAGCCAGCAGCAUGGUUUACCUUGUGGGUCUAGCUUUCCUAGACGGUGUCCUGGUGACCCUUGCCUUGAGUGUGAGCCUUCCUUCUGGAGGCAGGCAGGGGGUGAGUCCCCAGGGCAUUCAGAGCAACUGCACUUGGUCUUGGUGCAGGUCAGGGAGUACCCCUCAUCGACAUGCAGAGUGGCUUGGAGGAAAAGUUCUCUGUGGCUCCCCACUCUGCUCGCAUCUCCUGCUCUCCCUUCACGUCAGCCUCCUCCCCGGCGCUGGGCUGUGGCCCCUGUGCUCCGGCUCAAGCCGUCUUGUCCCCUGCCCCAUCCUUUCCUUUCCCUGGAGCUGUCAGUUCUUUUUUCUUCCUUGGUUCUCUGCCACCCUGGGGGUUCCUGCCUCCUGACUACUUCCCUGGGCAUGGUGUCCUCAGGGAGGGCUAGAGGAGCCUCAGGUGUGGCUGGCUGGUCCGCAUCUCUCAGGCUCACUCUGCCAGGCCACAUUUUUGAUAUUUUGUUUCUGUUAUGUAUCUUUAGAACUUUAUAUGAUUGGCUAAAUCUUCAGAAAAGGAUUCCUCUACACUGACUGGGUAUUUGUCGGGUGUAAACAGCCUUCCAGCUGAGCAGUGUCCCUAGAAGGCAGCCAUUGCUUUUUGCUCAUGAACAUUGCCUUGCUGGGUGCUGUGCCCACACCCAGAUCUGUGAAGAGAGCUAGAGGUGAAAUCUGCGGGUCCCAAGAAAGGGUAGGGACUCGGUGGCAUGUGGAUCCUGCUUGCCUCAGAAAAGAAGGGGUGGUGGAGUCCCCUAAUGCAGCCAACAGCACUAGAGGCUUCCCACGGUAAGUGUGACUGCUGACUGUUGAGUUCCUCCUGGUGUCAGCAGAGGUAUCCCCUGCUUUUCAAAAGUCUGCAUUACUCCACUUCCCUUUAUGAAAGCCUUAACAUUAGUACAUGCCUGUUUUUACUAACCAAAAGAAAAUCUGAAGAGCAUUUUUGCUUUUAAGAGAAAAGGUUAAAAACAAAAGUAGUGUUCAGUGUUUGUUUUGCAACAACUUCUAGAGGCAGGGGGCACCCCCAGCCGUGAGAGGGGUCUCGCCAAACUCCUUCCCCUCAGCACCUCAGCAUCACGCAGCCAUAGCUUUGAACUGUACCUGAGCAUCUGUGCUUUAUCUCGAUUUAUUUUGCACUGUUAGCAAGCUGUGUCCUAGGGUACCAGAAAAGCCUAAGAGAGGUUAUUUUUUGAGUCUGGGAAUGCUCAAAAAUUUUUCCAUAUAAAUUGUAAUUGCUUCUUCACUCUACGCCGUUUCAGCUUAGGGAAGUUUCCAUAGGAAUGCUCCGCUUUAAGAUAGCAGGGGAAACUUAACAGUCAGGUUUCGAAGUCCACGUUCUUAACUUCAAGAUUAUUCUGCUUUCACGUGUAUACUGCAGAAGAGAAAAGGGCCCCAGAAAGGUUAAGGCAAGGGUCAUAACUGCUUAUGUUCAAAUUGCCCAGAGUCACACAGCUAAUAAGCAAAGGUUAUACUCCUUCCUCUGUCCCCUGCUUCCUCGGCCUACAGAAGGGCCUUGCACACAGGGACCAGAGAUGGCCCUGGCCUUGCGAAGCAGGGUUACAUUCCCAGACUUAAGGAACCUGCCUAGAUCUUUGACUCUUGAUCUGAGCUCCAUGAUAUGGCUGUGAGGCUUGGGAUUCACGCUUCAGUUACGCCAUCUGAAGUCAUGGUUAUGGGGCUCUUCUGCUCUUGUCGCCCUUUUUCAGUUCAGACCACCUUGCCCCUCUCACCCCGGCUAUUGUGGACGCCGCCUUCUGGUGUCCUGUGUGAGUGGGGCUGGCUCACUACGGAGCAUGCUGGGCCUCAGUCAUGGGGUGGCCAAGGGGGUGGUUAAGCAGAAGGACUGGGGGACACUGACUGGGUAGAGGGACCUAGUGAGGGCACUGUGCUGCCCAAAGCCCUGUGGCCAGAGGGUAUGGCAGGCUCAAAUGGGCAGGCCAUCAUUCCAAACAAGGAGGUCCAGGGUGUCAGUGCGCCAAACCCAGGGCUUUGAAAGGGCUUGGUGUCUUCGGGCAGCUCCUAGAAGGAAACGGCUGCUGUGACUGCAGCUCAAAGGAUGGGCGGAGGUGGAGGCACGUUUGAGAUGAGGCUGGAGGUUGGGCGUGGCAUUUUCAGCAUGUUAAGUAUUUGGGGACUUUGUCCUUAACUUCCUGGAAGCCAGGGAUCCCAGGGAGAGUGGUAAGAUCUGAUUUGUGUACUUCAAAGAUUGCUUGACUACAGUGAAACGGAAGGCAGUGAGCAUAACUAGGAGGCUGCUGCAGUUGUCAGGGUGAGAGACUGGAAUGGUUUGGUCUGUAGCAGUCGGGGUGACAAUGGAAAACAAUUCAGGUAGACAGAGAAGGGAAGGGACUUUGCAGCAAGAGAAAAGCCAAGGGGCGGCAGUGGCCUGCUCCUGGGACGUGUGCAACUUCUGUAUACGGUUGUUGUGAUAAUAAACCUAACCGUAAAAUUUGA